This is a messenger RNA of Carica papaya (papaya), 770 nucleotides long. Its product is annotated as late embryogenesis abundant protein. The record is from RefSeq and is a predicted model, not a curated record. Lineage: Eukaryota; Viridiplantae; Streptophyta; Magnoliopsida; Brassicales; Caricaceae. Gene Ontology annotation, cellular component: plasma membrane. Gene Ontology annotation, biological process: defense response to other organism.
AUAAAAUUAAGACAUUUCUAAACCUCAAAACCCAAUCUUUCGUUUCAUCUUUUUGCCGGAUGUUGUCAAAAUCCUCUGCAAACCUCCAAUGCCCUCAUCAAAAUGGCUGGCUAGUUCUCGCCAAGGUCAACGCACCAACCCACUGGUCUGGUGUGCAGCCAUAAUCUGCAGUAUCAUUUCUGUCGCCGUCAUCAUUGCCGGCAUCGUCGUCUUCGUCGGCUAUAUGGUUGUCCAUCCUCGAGUUCCAUUCAUCCGCGUCAUGAACGCCCAUCUCGACCUUCUCCGCUACGAUUAUGCCGGCGUGCUCGAAACCCAGAUCACCAUCAUCAUUCGCGCAGAAAACGAUAACGAGAGGGCUCACGCCACCUUCUCCAAGAACUUGUUUACUCUGAGCUUCGACGGAAUGAGUAUUGCUCAGCUGGUUGCCGGGACUUUCGAUGUGAGGAAAAACAGUUCGGUGGAUUUUCAUUAUGUGGUUCAGUCGUCGCCUAUACCAUUGGAUGAGGAACAAAUGAAGGUUGUAGACAUGGCGUUGAAGGAGGAUCAGAUUAGGUUUAAUUUGAAAGGGAACUUCAGGGCUCGAUGGAGAGUAGGCUUGCUCGGUUCAGUCAAAUUCUGGCGAGGCUUGAAUUGCGACCUCCGUUUUCGUCCAUCUUCUCAUGAAUAUAUCAAUGCAUCACCUUGCAGCUCCAAGGCUAAAUAAAUAAAAUAUUUAUUAUUAUAUAUUCCUUUUGUUUUCUUGUUUUAUUUGUGUACGAUUAAUUAUUUCA